Molecule: messenger RNA, 1321 nt
Organism: Pseudovirgaria hyperparasitica
Lineage: Eukaryota; Fungi; Ascomycota; Dothideomycetes; Acrospermales; Acrospermaceae
Exons: 4
Coding region: 288-1121 (277 amino acids)
Source: RefSeq, a predicted model, not a curated record
CUCUCCAUCUCUGUCUCUAUCUCUCUCCCUCUCCCUUGCAUCCAUCUCUCCCCAGGCCGCCGUCCGGUCGCUGCUCUCACGGCGCAAACCUUGUUUGUUGUAUUGCACGGGAUAUUAGCAUUACAUUCGACUGGGCUGGACCUCUCCUGCAUGCACCAGGCUAUCUGAGCGCAUCGUGGUUGCGUGUCAAGGACAAGGCCGCGUCAGGUAUAUUUUAUUUUGGACGAGCGAUCGACCCCUCGAAACUCACGUACUCGUUCCGUUCUCGCGUGGUUCUGGCUCCCUACAUGGUAUGCGCCGCUUCUCUUACCGUGGCUGAUUCACCCUCCGGGCCCUUUUUUUCUUUACUUUUUCUUUCUGUCGCCAAGACGCCACCCCAACUUUACUGCUCACUGCCCGCCGCCCGCUGCCCAAUUCCCUCUGCCCUCUCCCCCUCCCCCUCCCCCCCCCCAAACAAGCACAGGCGCAAUUUGGCUAUUUGCUGCCCAGUUCUGGCUGACUUGCUGACUGCUGACCGCUUCCCUGCACCCUCAUACUCUUCUCAAACACCACCACCACCAUCAUCAUCAUCAUUAUCCCCACCACACCACUACCCCCUCCCCCUCCCUGGUCUAUUGUUCUACUGCUCCCUGGUUCCCUGUCAUCUACUUUCUGCUUCUACGCUGUUUCCGUCUGCUUUCUAUCUGCUUGCUGUUUAUCAUCGUACCACCUCUUCUACGCCUUGCUCUAUCCCUGCUAGUUGGUUCUGCUUAAGAAACUCCACUGCUGUACAACAUCCCUCCCCGUUGCACCUCCCCACCAACAUCCUUCUUCAUCUUUCUUCAACGUUCAUUGCCAAUCGUCAUCCUUACUCUUCUCCUUCUUCCAAUCUCUCCCUCUUCCUGUCUCCAUCUCAAAGCAGAAUCUCCCUCUUCAUCCGCAACCACCGCCACAAGGACCCUACCCUUCGCCUCACAAUUCGACUCAUUCAAUUCCUCAGCAACACCAGAGUCCCUAUCCGAUUCAGGGUCAGCCUAACCAACCUCCUCCAGAGGUUUCCUAUUAUUCAUCGCAUCCAAGUCCAUAUAGCGCAGGGAGCGGACCAGGUAGUUACACAUCAUCCGCAGAUACACCAGAGCUAGGAAUGGCGACCGCAACGAUGAGACAAUUCCCGCCAAUUCAACAUGUUCAACACAACCCAAUGCACACCAGUCCAUCGUUGAUUCAAGGCCCACACAGUCAACCACUUCAUCAAUCUCCCCACGCAGACUACAAAGGCUUGACCGGCAGCCCAAAGUCACGGAUGCCGCAGACACCACAUCAACGACCACCUUCUGGACUU